ACUCUACAGCGAAUUAAGGCAUUGCUUACUUUAUAGUUCUAAGAUUUAACUUAGAAAUUUAUAAGAUCUGAUGAAAAGUAGUAGGUAUUUCCCUGUACUGUUGCUGCAAUAUGUACUGUUAUUGAUUGAUCUUCUUCUGAAUACGUUUAGUGAUUUUGGACGAUCGUCAUUUGUUGUUUUGCUAGUUUUACAUGUAGUUCAAGAUAUUGGCAUAGUAUGCAAUAUCAUAAUAUUGUUUUUAAUGUUUGCGAAUACUUAUGUAUUUCGAGCUGGAUUGUUGGGAAUAUUAAUAUCACGCUAUCGCUUCACGCUUAUAACAUGUUUUCUGUAUUUGACCAUCACAAUAAUGUGGCACUUUUGGAACUUGAAAUUUAAAUGGAACAAUCCUUUUGCAUAUAAUUGGAAUACAAAUUUACUGGUACUCUACAUUCUACAGAGAAGUUGUGCUGUUUUAUAUUAUUAUUUUUACAAAAGAACUUCACUUCUUAUUGUUGAUCCUUGUUUUUAUGAAGAUAGUGAAUGGCUUAAAAUGAAAGUCUCUAAAAGAUAGAUAACAUUGUCAGAUUUCAACUAACCAAAAUAUUUUAUUGUGAAAAAAAAAUUUGUUGUUUCAUACACUAUUAUUUUUUAAAAAGAACUUUACUUCUUACUGUUUUUGAAGAAAAUGAAUGGUUUAAAUGAGUCUUCAAGAGUUAACAAGCAUGAACUGGAAGUUCUUCUAUCAGAAUUAAACACAAUUAAAAAGAAUGCUAAAGUAUACAAGCAACUACAAAACUCAAGUGUAUUUUUUUUAUCCGAUGUUGCGACAUUGAAAUCAGAAACACAAA
Messenger RNA from Argiope bruennichi, 827 nucleotides. RefSeq names its product transmembrane protein 138-like. NCBI's taxonomy places the organism in Eukaryota, Metazoa, Arthropoda, Arachnida, Araneae, Araneidae. The record is from RefSeq and is a predicted model, not a curated record. The transcript is spliced from 3 exons. Gene Ontology annotation, cellular component: cilium. Bases 71 to 550 code for a protein of 159 amino acids.